Messenger RNA from Hydatigera taeniaeformis, 246 nucleotides. The record is from the annotation of a GenBank genome assembly. NCBI's taxonomy places the organism in Eukaryota, Metazoa, Platyhelminthes, Cestoda, Cyclophyllidea, Taeniidae.
AUGGAGUCGAUAUUGGGCAGUGCGAAAUGUGGGGAGCAGGUAGUGUUUUGUAUGGGAAGCGAGGAGUGCGGAGUUGCGGCCAACAUGAGUAAAGUGGUGGUGUUGAGAGGCAGUGGUGGUGUUGUCGCGUUGGAUGGAGGUGCUGCUGGUGAUGGUGCUGGUGCUGGUACAUUUGGUGUUCGGCGGUGGGCGUACAAUUCUCACAUUCACUUGUCGGAUGUAAGUGACGUCAAUGCGAUGCUUUAA